This is a messenger RNA of Lynx canadensis (Canada lynx), 4713 nucleotides long. RefSeq names its product solute carrier family 8 member A2 (gene SLC8A2). Gene Ontology annotation, molecular function: calcium:sodium antiporter activity. The coding region runs from base 126 to 2891 and encodes 921 amino acids. The transcript has 10 exons. Gene Ontology annotation, cellular component: axon; postsynapse; sarcolemma. NCBI's taxonomy places the organism in Eukaryota, Metazoa, Chordata, Mammalia, Carnivora, Felidae. Gene Ontology annotation, biological process: cell communication; sodium ion transmembrane transport; calcium ion import across plasma membrane. The record is from RefSeq and is a predicted model, not a curated record.
UCUCUCUCUCUCUCUCUCUCUCUCUGUCUCUCUUUCCCUCUCUGUCGGGCGGAGGCGCCCACCACCGCCAGCCCAGUGCUAGGGGGACCUAGUCCAGGCUGUAGCUGCAGGACCCGACACCCUCCAUGGCUCCCCUGGCCUUAGUGGGGUUUGCACUCCUCCUGGGGACGGCCCCGUGCUCGGGGGCGGCCACCCCCACCCCCUCCCUGCCACCUCCCCCGGCCAAUGACAGCGAUGCCAGCACAGGGGGCUGCCAGGGCUCCAACCGUUGCCAGCCGGGGGUCCUGCUGCCCGUUUGGGAGCCUGAUGACCCGUCGCUGGGUGACAAAGCGGCGCGGGCCGUGGUCUACUUCGUGGCCAUGGUGUACAUGUUCCUGGGCGUGUCCAUCAUCGCCGACCGCUUCAUGGCGUCCAUCGAGGUCAUCACGUCCAAGGAGAAGGAGAUCACCAUCACCAAGGCCAACGGCGAGACCAGCGUGGGCACCGUCCGCAUCUGGAACGAGACCGUGUCCAACCUCACGCUCAUGGCCCUAGGCUCCUCAGCCCCCGAGAUCCUGCUGUCUGUCAUCGAGGUCUGUGGCCACAAUUUCCAGGCGGGCGAGCUGGGCCCAGGCACCAUCGUGGGCAGCGCCGCCUUCAACAUGUUUGUGGUCAUUGCCGUGUGCAUCUACGUCAUCCCAGCCGGCGAGAGCCGCAAGAUCAAGCACUUGAGAGUCUUCUUCGUCACUGCCUCUUGGAGUAUCUUCGCCUACGUCUGGCUUUAUCUCAUCCUUGCCGUCUUUUCCCCCGGCGUGGUCCAGGUGUGGGAGGCGCUGCUGACCCUCGUCUUCUUCCCGGUGUGCGUGGUGUUCGCCUGGAUGGCCGACAAGCGGCUGCUCUUCUACAAGUACGUGUACAAGCGCUACCGCACCGACCCGCGCAGCGGCAUCAUCAUCGGCGCCGAGGGCGACCCCCCCAAGAGCAUCGAGCUGGACGGCACGUUCGUGGGCGCCGAGGUGCCGGGCGAGCCGGGCGGCCUGGGCCCCGGCCCCGCCGAGGCCCGCGAGCUGGACGCCAGCCGCCGCGAGGUCAUCCAGAUCCUCAAGGACCUGAAGCAGAAGCACCCGGACAAGGACCUGGAGCAGCUGGUGGGCAUCGCCAACUACUACGCGCUGCUGCACCAGCAGAAGAGCCGCGCCUUCUACCGCAUCCAGGCCACGCGGCUGAUGACGGGCGCCGGCAACGUGCUGCGGCGACACGCGGCGGACGCCUCGCGCCGCGCCUCCCCGGCCGACGGCCCCGGCGAGGACGAGGACGACGGCGCCAGCCGCAUCUUCUUCGAGCCCAGCCUCUACCACUGCCUGGAGAACUGCGGCUCCGUGCUGCUGUCCGUCACCUGCCAGGGCGGGGAGGGCAACAGCACCUUCUACGUGGACUACCGCACCGAGGACGGCUCCGCCAAGGCCGGCUCCGACUACGAGUACAGCGAGGGCACGCUGGUGUUCAAGCCGGGCGAGACACAGAAGGAGCUGCGCAUCGGCAUCAUCGACGACGACAUCUUCGAGGAGGACGAACACUUCUUCGUGCGGCUGCUGAACCUGCGCGUGGGCGACGCGCAGGGCAUGUUCGAGCCCGACGGCGGCGGGCGGCCGAAGGGACGGCUGGUGGCGCCACUGCUGGCCACCGUCACCAUCCUGGACGACGACCACGCGGGCAUCUUCUCCUUCCAGGACCGCCUGCUGCACGUGAGCGAGUGCAUGGGCACCGUGGACGUGCGCGUCGUGCGCAGCUCGGGCGCGCGGGGCACCGUGCGCCUUCCGUACCGCACCGUGGACGGCACGGCGCGCGGCGGCGGCGUGCACUACGAGGACGCGUGCGGCGAGCUCGAGUUCGGCGACGACGAGACCAUGAAAACUCUUCAGGUGAAGAUAGUUGAUGACGAGGAAUAUGAGAAAAAGGAUAAUUUCUUCAUCGAGCUGGGCCAGCCACAGUGGCUUAAGCGAGGGAUUUCAGCUCUGCUGCUCAAUCAAGGGGAUGGGGACAGGAAGCUGACAGCCGAGGAGGAGGAGGCUCGGAGGAUAGCAGAGAUGGGCAAACCAGUUCUUGGGGAAAACCGCCGACUGGAGGUCAUCAUCGAGGAGUCAUAUGAUUUUAAGAACACGGUGGAUAAGCUCAUCAAGAAAACCAACUUGGCCUUGGUGAUUGGGACCCAUUCAUGGAGGGAACAGUUUUUAGAGGCAGUUACAGUGAGCGCAGGGGACGAGGAGGAGGAGGAGGACGGGUCCCGGGAGGAACGGCUGCCUUCCUGCUUUGACUACGUCAUGCACUUCCUGACGGUGUUCUGGAAGGUGCUCUUUGCCUGCGUGCCCCCCACGGAGUACUGCCACGGCUGGGCCUGCUUCGGCGUCUGCAUCCUGGUCAUCGGGCUGCUCACCGCCCUCAUCGGGGACCUUGCCUCGCACUUUGGCUGCACCGUCGGCCUCAAGGACUCUGUCAACGCCGUGGUCUUCGUGGCCCUGGGCACCUCCAUCCCUGACACGUUCGCCAGCAAGGUAGCGGCGCUGCAGGACCAGUGCGCGGACGCGUCCAUCGGCAACGUGACGGGCUCCAACGCGGUGAACGUGUUCCUGGGCCUGGGCGUGGCCUGGUCGGUGGCCGCCGUGUACUGGGCGGUGCAGGGCCGCCCGUUCGAGGUGCGCACCGGCACGCUGGCCUUCUCCGUCACUCUCUUCACCGUCUUCGCCUUCGUGGGCAUCGCCGUGCUGCUGUACCGGCGCCGGCCGCACAUCGGCGGAGAGCUGGGCGGCCCGCGGGGCCCCAAGCUCGCCACCACGGCGCUCUUCCUGGGCCUCUGGUUUCUGUACAUCCUCUUCGCCAGCCUCGAGGCUUACUGCCACAUCCGGGGCUUCUAGGCCCCCCUCCCCCUCCCCAGAGACUCGGCUGCCCCUGCUUCGGACCCGCGUCUCCUUUUGUCCUCCAGAGAGAUUCGGCCUCCUCUCUCCUGGGACUCAGCCUCCCUUCCUCCUGGGAAUUAAUAUCCCCGCCCUCCGUCCCCACUAACAUCCUCGUCCCUUCCCCUCGGGGGUCUCCCCGAGAUACCCACAACUGCCGCCCAGCCCUGGUAGCCACCGUCCGCACCCCCGGGGACAUUGCCACCUCGAGGCCCCUCCCCAGAGAACCGCCCCCUACCCCGCGACCUUCUAGAGAAUCUAUCACAUCUGUCUCCCUCCACACCCAGCCUUGCCCUAUCCCUUAAGGCCCCCUUCCUCUAGAGGACGCCCCCCCUCCCACCGCCACCACCGCCGGGGACCUGUGCCCCAGAGCCUCAGAACCCAGCCCUCCCUGGGGGACCUUUGAAGGAGGCUGACCCAUCCCAGGAUGUCCCUGAUCUCGGCCCUUCUCCCCAACCCUCAGGGAGCUCUGUUCAGCCCCCGAGGGUGGGGCGGAGGAACAGGUAGGUGCGUGCAAAAGGGGGCCACGCCUUCCCUGAUUUCUCCACUCAGGCCCUUGGGAGGACACUAAUUCUCGAGGCUUGGAGAAGGGAGGGGAGAAGUGUGGGGUUUCAGAGCUGGAGGAGGCGCAUUUGAACCUGCAACUUCUCACAUUCCAGCGCCCCCACUCGCCUCCACUACCUCCUAGAGCCCAGCCACACCUUGGAGGGGGGGGGGCCUGUGUGUAUAUAUAGUGUGUUUGGGGGAGGGGGGACACGGGAGGGUGCAUGUCUUGGGGAAAGGGGGUGACAGACUUUCCUUUUGCGAGGGCAGCAGACUCCCCCAGCCGUGAGAACUGGCUUUGGGGACGAGGCCGGGAAUCGAAGGGAGUCCAGCGAUCUCCCCUGACAAUCUAGAAGGCUCAUUUUGCCCUCAGUGCCAGCCAAUCCGGGCAGGACCCUCGAAGAGGAGACCGAGGGUCCCAGAGGACCAAUGCUACAAGCCAGCAAAUGCUGCCACAUCUCUGCCUGAUGGGGAGCAGGGGUGGGUGGGUGGGAGGGUGGGACUGGGGCCAGGGGGUCUGGGUGGGCAUUUUUAACCUUGGAGGCCACCCAUCCGUUGGUAGGCCAUUUGCAUUUUCUUACCGUUGUUUCCUGCCCAAAGGACACACUUGGGGUGUGCGGAGUGCUGCCCACUUCUUGGGACCCUGAGGAUCACCCUGCAACCCCCGUAACACCCUGCUUCCCGCAGGUUUUUAGCGUCCUAUCGUCCUGUUGUGCAUCACCCCAACAUCCCAGACCUGUUGCCCACUCCCCUUUCUCUACUCCUAGCUCAUCAGCACCGGUCGUUGUCUCUUCUCUGUGAUUUCUGUACAAGUUGCCAUAAAACUUUGAAAUUCUGCCUGAAACAAAACAAAACAAAACAAAACAAAACAGCCUUCUCGCGAGGAGUUGGGAUUCUAGAGGAGGGAGCUCAUGAGGUCUCUGACUGAGAUUUGGGCAACUGUGAAAUAGACCAGGUACUCUGGGUCUUUCCGUGCAGGACACCCACGGGCACCAGCCACUCCCAAAAGUUCACACCAGCUUCCCGUAGCCACGCCCCCAUUCGCCACCCAGUUUGCCUAGCCACGCCCCCACGCCUCGCCCCGGGAGCUUUCCUAGCCACGCCCCCAUUCCAGCCGCCACCAACUAUUCCCUUUCCCUGAGCAUCUUGGGAACACAAAAGAGGAGGACCCAGAUUUGCCUGAUCAGAGGAGCUGGGGUUGAUUGGAGUUUCCCGAAUAAAGCAAGUAAUUUUCUCAGAA